Messenger RNA from Drepanopeziza brunnea f. sp. 'multigermtubi' MB_m1, 609 nucleotides. RefSeq lists its product as uncharacterized. The record is from RefSeq and is a predicted model, not a curated record. NCBI's taxonomy places the organism in Eukaryota, Fungi, Ascomycota, Leotiomycetes, Helotiales, Drepanopezizaceae.
AUGUCUAUAUUGUCGCAAUCUAUUUGCUCGAUCUUACUAGCCUCGAGCUUUCUCUUUAACGGGGCUUAUGGGAGAGAACUUCUCGGUUAUCGAAUUGUUCCUCAGGAGGAAGCCGAUUUUGUCAAUGAGCAUAACAAGCCAUAUACAGAGGAGAAGGACUAUGAAAGAUUCUAUGAUCAGAUGGGAAAGGGCCUUCACUUGGUAAAUGAGCCUGCUAGUUGGUGGGGCCGAGAAUGGGAAUGGUAUUGCGCUUUCGAAGCAGAUCUUGAAAAGAUUAAAGAGGCAACCAAAGUAUGGAUCCCACACGUAAACUAUAUGUAUUAUGAGAAUCUAUGGUAUCGAGAAGAAAGAGAGAUCUUGGAGUAUAUCACGACAAUAGUGUCAGAAAACCCGGAGAAGGCAUUACGCUUUUCAAUUGGUUAUUUCUCAGCACGCACUGAAGAGAUGACAAUGGCUAUUCCACUUGCAGCGGUGCAGAACAAUGACUACGAUUUGUGGGGGAAAUGCUGGAGAACAAGGGAUGAGUUGAAAGAAUAUGCAAACAGAAUUCUUGAUUGGAGGAGUUGGGAAAUUAUUGGAACACCUGGAGAACGAGAAAAAACACUUUAA